This is a messenger RNA of Ceratitis capitata (Mediterranean fruit fly), 2761 nucleotides long. RefSeq lists its product as uncharacterized. The transcript is spliced from 3 exons. The record is from RefSeq and is a predicted model, not a curated record. NCBI's taxonomy places the organism in Eukaryota, Metazoa, Arthropoda, Insecta, Diptera, Tephritidae. Bases 58 to 1458 code for a protein of 466 amino acids.
AUUCAUUGUUUCAAGCCUUCAAUUUAAAAGCGCAUUUUGAACAAUAUUUAAGUAAAUAUGUUUGCACAACUACAACAUACGCCUUCGACCACAGCAUACUUGCUUCUUCCACUUGUCUUCGCCAGUUGGCUGCAAGGUGUACAUUGUCGACCCUCUAGCAGCUACACCACCGACGGCACUGAGCUGGUGGUUGUCAAAGAAAUUGUACGCUGCACUCGGCAAGGCCUUCAUGAACUCUGUCAGAAUGUCACAUCAGGAAAUGACGAAGAACCUAAUGGCGGUAAUGAGUCAAUGAUGGACAUUGUGGAUGACUUGAUUUUAUUAGAAAAGAGACCAAAACAACAUCAACAGCAACAACGACAGCAACAAAGGAAAGAUAAUCAUCAUCCCUACGAAGCAUAUCAACAACAAAGUGAAUUGUUAACAUCCGCCGCCGCGCGGGAAGACUCAUUAGUUGCUGCCGCCGCAGCUGCACCGGCUAUUGGUGAUCCUUCCGAUUCCACAGCGCUGGGAAGCUCAUAUCAACAGGACACCUUUGAUUCGGAUAGCGAUAGUAAUGCGGACGGCGCUGAGGGCUCUGAUGCGACUAACGUCAAAACAACGGAUGUGGAUGCCGUUAAUGCUGCCGCAGCCGAUGAAAUUAUUGCUGAUGGCGUCUUAUUUCACGGUGUGCUAAUGCGUCUCGCCGAUGGGCCACACACGGUGCCGCAGCCGGUGCCGCCCAUUGACAUGAGCGCUUUCGUGUCACUAAUACCGGCCGAAGAGGUUAAAUCGAUUGCCACCAAUUACUACAACAAUGAUGCGGAAGUGCGCCGUGCCUACGCCUAUCUGAGUGGAUCCGACUUUAUUGCGCUGCGGCAACGCAUUGUCGACUCACCGGAGGUAGGAGCCUUUUUACAGUAUUUAAAUGUGAGUGGGCUUGAUGUGUUGAAGUUUGUGUCUGCCAUUGCAAAUUUGACGACGCUGGACAGUGGCAAUGCGCGUAGCGUCGACAAGUCAAUUGAAGUGAACAGCCGAAGCGGCGAGGCAGAGCAACAGCAGCAGAGGUUGGGAGCGAAUGAAAUAUCUGUUGGAGAACAGAAUGUGUCACCUACCUCUAAGUCACUCUCAACAACCUUCACAGAAGCAGGAACUCAAGUUGCAACAACAACAGCGGUUGAACCCAUAACGCUGCAAGGCGAACAACUCAACGGGUUGCAUGGGCUGGUGGAUAGUAUUUUGGAAAUUUUACCACAAGAUCAAAUUCUAGCCACUUUCUUUGACAAACUCGAAUCGGAUGAGAGUUUUCGAAAAUUCGUUAACAAUAUACAAAGACCGUCGUUCGCGCAGAUACUCAGCAAAAUGGAGCAAUCAAUGGCUUUGAGAAAUUUAAUUUUCACUUUACACAACAACGGUAUUUACAUAACGCGAAUUGUCGACUCACUCAAGGCAUAUUUCUUUCUCGGCGGCUUUUCAUAGAUCGACCGACCCAAUUAGUCAGAGAAAAGGUACACAAAAAUAAAAAGCUAAUGUUGGGUAGACCGAAAUCGAGGGCGCUACAUAAGGAGAAGGAGAGAGAGGAGACUGCGCAACUAAUUGGAUGGAGAGAAGAAUUAUUGGGUGUCCCAAAGUUAAAGCAAGAUUUGAGUUAAAUAAAAAACACAGCCUUUAGUGAUUUUUCAUUGAAUCAUAAAAUACAUGCAAAUCUUGCGUUAAUUUUGGGACACCCUAUAUAAGAUGUUUAAUAAGUAGAAGAUGAAGAGUUGUAGUCGACAAGAACUAUGCGAAGGUAAAAAGGGUAAUAACAGAAGAAAUGGAGAAACACGAAAAACAGUAAUGUUAAAAAAUGUAUAAAAUAAAAUUCAUUAGAUGUACAAAAGUAUAACGAUGUUUAUAGUGAUUUUUUUUUCAUUUCGCUUCGUGCAUUUCAUUUUCCAUUUAAUUCACUUUAUUGCUCCGAAAUCUCUCAGACAUGCAUGCUAACGCCAAGUGUACGGCACCUGAAAGCGAUAUCAAAUCAUAACAACAAUUUGUGCAGAUAAAUUUUUAUACGCAACGGGUGAGAGCUGCAGGCAACAGCGUUGCAAUAAAAUCAAAUAAUCACAAAAAUUGCUGGACGAGUAAAUAUACGUGUAUAUAUAUACUCGUACAUACGAAUUUGAGCAGGUUUUGUGGUCCCUUGUCCUCCAUUUCUGCCGCCAAUCAAGCGCAUUUAGGAAGCAAAUGAACAACAACAAUGAUAAACCGAAGUAAAAAUGGAAAAAAGAUAAAACGAUUUGUGAAAUAUUAAAAAGAUUGAAAGGCGAGUUUAUGUGCGCGAUUGGGGUGAGUGGCUAAUGGCUGCCGAAUGACGGCUGGCGAAGGCGUAGAAAAGCCAGCAAGAAACAUCUCAUCCACAAAAAAUGGGGCGCACAGAAUGGAAAGUGUUUCUUUGUUUCGCCUUUUAUAAUAAUUUUAUUCGUAUGAUUGCACUUUUAUGGCAGCGAAAUUAUGAAAAGUAGCUAAUAUUUGCCUUUUGUUGGCCUUUUUGAAUCUGCAGUGCAGUUUGGGGCCGACCCUUAAAUGGCGGCAUUUUGGCAAAUUGGCUUUUCAAUUUAGAUAUUUCUUAUUUAUUUGCCCAGGUGUGUGUAUGUUAUGCAUAUUUUAAUGUUCAAAAAUGGAAUUGAUUUGGAUGGCAGUCUGAAUGUUAAGCUGCUUAUUGUUAAAAAAAAUUUAGCCAAUUAAAUAUGCUCAUGAGAAAAUCGGAAACAAUUUUAAAAUCUGCCGAAGAAAACAUUUUUAA